CUCUCUCUCUCUUUCUCUCUUACUCCUUCUGUGUCAUUCAUACCCACAGCACAACUUACACCACACAGACAAUAUCUAGAAGAACUUUCUCUCUUUGCUUAUUCAUGUUAAGCUAUUAAGUUAUUCAUUUCAUUGAAAACUCUUUCAUGGACCCAAGGGCUUCUUCUACUCUUUGGAUUUUUUGCCUGUCUUUCUGAAGCAGUCAAGAGCAACAGGGUCUGAUUACGUUCCUGAGAGAGACUCUUUGAAGAAUCUCAUCUUCUCAGCAGGUUUAUUUUCCCUCUUUUGACCCCGCGCCUCUGUUUUUACUUCACCACAUUGUUGUGAGGGAGAAUGUUAAGGAUCUACUGUGGCGCUUGUGUUGUUUUAUGGAUUUUUUUCAUAGCGGAGUGUAAAAUUCCAGAGGUUCGCGUGAGCUGCAUCUUCUCUGAGGACUGUGUUCUUCCCUGCUCUUUCACAUCUACUGGUGCAAAUGCGAAUGUUCAGUGGUACCAGCAGGAGGCGCUGGUCCUCAGUUUACCGCAAGCGGGACAGGGACCCAGCAAUGGAAACAUGCAGUUCAUCAGCAACAGUGCCUCUGAUGGCAACGCUUCGAUCAUGCUAAAAAAAGCAGAUAAGACGAGUAAAGGACGAUACAAAUGUGUGGUCAACAAUGUGACUCAGACGUAUGUUAUUGCCAUGGUGGAAGCUCCCAUCAGGAUGAUCUCCAUCAACAGCAGUGAGUCGGGUUUGGUCCAGUGCUCCACCAGAGAUGUGUAUCCUGCGCCGGUGUUGCAGUGGAGCUCAGAGCCCGCCUCAGCUCCUGGUGUCCUGCAGCCUAUCACCCGCAUCAGUCCUGGAGGAAACGGCCUUUUCUCAGCCCAGAGUGUCUUAAAACUGCAGAACAACAGCCUUGAGCAUGUCUAUAUGUGCACCAUCACCUCUAAAUAUGAAACACAGACAUGGACGGCGUCAUUUAAGCCACAAGAAAUUACCGGCUAUACGGGGCAAGACCUGGUUAUUCCAUGCAAAGCUCCCAAGCACCUCCAGUUCUUAUCUGCCGUCUGGACAUUUACAAGAGCAAACAAAACCACAGACGUCCUGAAGUAUGACAGCCGAACCCACACAUUCAGCAGCUCACUGGAUCAUGUAAAUCUACAGGAGAAGGACAGAGCUGUGAUAGGAGACUUUUCUCUCGUCCUGAAGAAACCCGUGGCCUCAGAACAUGCUGGCAUCUACACAUGUGCCUUCACUGGAGCAAAGACACAGCAUCUGAUACAGACACACGUCGACAUCACUUCCUCCAGACAGGGGAAAGAUUCUAUGAAAUAUAAUCUGUGGAUGUUGGGUAUCGUCAUAGGAUUAAUCGUUCUUCUUGCCACCGUCUUGAUUAUAAAAAGAUACAGAGCAAAGUCAAAAAGAAGUCCCGAAAAUGCUCAAGAGGAUGCAGAAAUGCAAAGAAUGAACGCAGGUACCGUCCACUCAGACAAAGCAGCAGAAGAUGCACAAGCGGGAAUGAAACUUCUGACAGAAGCUUCAGCAUCUCACAGUCAACCAUCAUGAGAUACAAGAGAGAAACUAUUUACAGGACUCACUGACAGACAGACUGUAUUUCUAUGCCAUUUGAACAAGCACAACGUCACAGAGAAUAACAUAAACAUUUCAAGUAUUUUUAUUUUUU
This is a messenger RNA of Danio rerio (zebrafish), 1660 nucleotides long. NCBI's taxonomy places the organism in Eukaryota, Metazoa, Chordata, Actinopteri, Cypriniformes, Danionidae. The record is from RefSeq and is a predicted model, not a curated record.